Alosa alosa (allis shad) is the source of this 815-nucleotide messenger RNA. RefSeq lists its product as uncharacterized. Bases 1 to 621 code for a protein of 206 amino acids. The transcript has 6 exons. NCBI's taxonomy places the organism in Eukaryota, Metazoa, Chordata, Actinopteri, Clupeiformes, Clupeidae. The record is from RefSeq and is a predicted model, not a curated record.
AUGUCGGAUCCAGCGGGCGCUGACGCCGCAUUUACUGUAACGGUUGAACAUGACUGUACACCAAGAGCCAAGAAGAGUCAUACUAGUGGAUAUUUUCUUUGCUGGGACACGGUUGCGCUGAACCCUCUCGACCAUCGUUUCGGGGACUCUGAUGACAGUGAAGAGCCAGAAAAUGGUGACUUUGCAUCUCUGAGGUACCUUCCAACUCGCCUGGUAUAUCAGUUGAACCCUCAAGCCCAAGCCAAUUGCACUGGCAAACUCCACCAUCUCGCCGAGUGCCAGGCAGCCGAGUCACUACCCCUCAACCUGGAGAAAACUGUUAAGCACCUCACCAUGGGGCAGGACCGCAACACUCUUCACCACCUCAACUCCCUGCACCUGCACCUGCACCUGCAUUUAAUAUACGGAGAGUUACUCAAGGAACGGCAGUCCCUCCUCAACUCCCUCCACCCCCACACCAGCCCUCAACGUGCAGCGAACAGAGGAGCUUUGUGCUGUGAGGAAAAACAUGGUGACACGGUUUCAACCGGCGGUGGAUCGGGCAACGAGGAGAUGUGUUCCGCCUCCAUCCACACAAAUGGAGAAAUAGGAGAAAUAAGCAUUAAACAAUCUUUUUAUUGAACUUCUUGUCAUUCACCAGUUAUUCAUUUUCUGAUAUUUUAGCUGUGCAUAGCGCAGUAUUUCAUUGAAGUUGUAGCCUAUUAGAUAAAAUAUUUCAUGUCUGCACUGACCUAGGCCUAUAAAGCACUAAAUUAGGUUUUGACCACAAAAUGAAUGUAAAGUAGCCUAGGCAAUGUAGGCUACUUAACAAAAAC